Lodderomyces theae is the source of this 921-nucleotide messenger RNA. RefSeq names its product Cso99p (gene CSO99). Lineage: Eukaryota; Fungi; Ascomycota; Pichiomycetes; Serinales; Debaryomycetaceae. The record is from RefSeq and is a predicted model, not a curated record. Bases 1 to 921 code for a protein of 306 amino acids. The transcript has a single exon.
AUGACGAGCUUAUUGGCGAUUUCAGCAAUGUCACCACCCCCACACAAACCAAGAACAACAAAGACACUCCCAUUACAACUACUCCUUCAAUUAAACCAUCUCUUGCAGAAGUCCAUAUUCAGCAGGAAAUUCUACCAAGAGAUCAACGACAAAGUCUUGAGCAAGACAUCAACAGUAGACCAAAACUUGUAUUUCAUCUGUUACUUUUCAUUACUAAUUUCAUCAAUCCUCAACAACAAGUAUCAAAUUCGUGAUUUCUUACGUCGUCAACAAUACAAAUUACUACAAUUGGUCAAAGUGGGAGCCAACAAAGUAAACAUCGACACAUCCAAUGUCAAAGCUCUCAACCAGCCUAAGCCUCAACCAACACCAGAGUCACAACAAAAACCAUCAAACUUGGCAUACCAUUUGAAAAAAAUCAAUCUGUACUUGGCCGACGUGAGGAUUUUCAACAGAUUGACAGACUCAAUCAAGUACAUGCCGUGGCUAAUUGACGAAUACCAUUCCUGGCGCAACCCCAGUGCAGCAACACCCAAAUUUGAUCGUUUUGUCAAUAUGAUCCAAGCCCUAAACUGUAUCGUUUUGGAAUUGUUUGAAAAUGCCGGAUGGUUGACCGAUCACGAUUGGGUCGGGACUGGUGAUAACAACUAUUGGUGCAUUGAAACUUAUAUCUGGUGUUGUCGUGUUUGGGGUGCUUAUUUAUUAAUUGAAAUUGCCGAGAUGUUGAGAAGAACUCCUGUUAGUAAAUGGGGUAACAAGUCUUGGCAAAUCUCGUUGUUCAAGAAUGUUAUACAAUUGCCCUUGGUAUUGCAUUGGUGUUUGAGAGAUGGAUGCUUGACCCCAUUCUGGGUUGGACUUUGUGGUUCUGGUGCCUCUUGGUGGAACUUUAAGGACAUGUGGCUGUCGAUUGAUUUGUCAUAG